AUGACGGCAAGACCGGGUUCUAUGGCCACUCAGCUAGCAGGAGUACCCGACUCACUACUCGCUUCGAAUAUUCCUCUGAUCAGAGCUCCCGGCACAUGGCUCCCAAAACCAAUUGCUUGCCCCAGUGAUCUCCAUCCAUUGCCGGAAGACGUCACGGCCUAUUUCGUGUACCCAUAUACUUUGGAGCCGUCAUCAUUGAGAUAUCUAAAUGGUUUAUCGUCACAUCCGACAAAUUGGGAAACAACCUUACGGUCUGCCCAAACUUACUUGGAAGAACGUCGACUUCGAAAAGAAGCAGAGCGGAUUCAGAUCGAAAACGAGAAAGAACAGAUCAGAUUGAACUCGUUGAGACUGGUUGCGCCCGGCUGGAAUGGUGCGAUGGAGUCUAUUCUGAGUGCUCCGUCAAGCGAUCGUCCUGCUGUAUCGUCUGCCCCCUGCACUAGUACCACUCCUCCAAACUUUAGCUCCUCUUGA
This is a messenger RNA of Puccinia triticina, 474 nucleotides long. RefSeq lists its product as uncharacterized. Bases 1 to 474 code for a protein of 157 amino acids. Lineage: Eukaryota; Fungi; Basidiomycota; Pucciniomycetes; Pucciniales; Pucciniaceae. The record is from RefSeq and is a predicted model, not a curated record. The transcript is spliced from 3 exons.